Molecule: messenger RNA, 633 nt
Organism: Helianthus annuus (common sunflower)
Lineage: Eukaryota; Viridiplantae; Streptophyta; Magnoliopsida; Asterales; Asteraceae
Exons: 6
Coding region: 1-633 (210 amino acids)
Source: RefSeq, a predicted model, not a curated record
AUGAGGGAGCCUGACAUGUUUGCCACCUGGAUGAAGUCUAUCGGUGAAACGGUCAAAUCGGUUGCUUCUGAUGAAAGUUCUUAUAGUUCUGAUGAAAAUACAGAAAGUGUUGAUGAACUUUCAGAAAGAUCUGGGGAGGUUUCAGAGAGUUCAGAUGAGAAGUUUGAUCAAUCACUAGUUGACAAAAGCAGUGAUGAUGAAGAAGAAAAAUAUAUAAAUGAGAAAAGAGCUGCUAGAGAACAACAGAAAGAAUCUGAAGAUGAUGUUCAGAAUGUUGAAAGUGUUGCUGAAAAAAUUACCGAGGUUGAGCAAGAAGAAGAAAAUGUGAUUGGAGUAGAAAAGAUGGCAAAACAUUUGAAGAUGUUAGCAGAAAGUGACAGUGAGGAUGAGAAGGCAAUGAAGAAAAAGAAGAAGGUAAAGACACCAGUUAGCAGCGAUGAUGAGACAGUACCGGUAGUGAGAAGAAAAAUGAAGGAAACUCCAAAGAUUUAUCCAAUGGCUGAAUGCUUGAAGGCAUUUGAAGAAGAUGAAAUAACUGUAGAAAAGGAUGCUGGAAAAAUUGCUGAUGAAAAGACUCCUGAGAAGAAGAGUGACACAAAGCAAAAGACUGACAAGAAGAAUUCUGGUUUUUAA